Molecule: messenger RNA, 1006 nt
Organism: Phragmites australis (common reed)
Lineage: Eukaryota; Viridiplantae; Streptophyta; Magnoliopsida; Poales; Poaceae
Exons: 3
Coding region: 89-451 (120 amino acids)
Source: RefSeq, a predicted model, not a curated record
UCAUCCUUAUCCACUCCACCUCCUUUCUCUUGAUCUGCUCUCAAGUCUUACUCUCAAGUCUCUCUUGAUUGUCUCUCGAUUUGCUCCUAUGCCACCAGAUCCUCCUCUCCACCUCCUCCGCAUAGCGCGCCAUGCAGCAAGGCGGCCGUGUAGCCAGUCGGUGGGGAGGGCGGCAAGCCAUGUAGCAAGGCAGUCGUUCAUCACCUCCACUUCGCCGGCUCUGAUGCCUACUGGAAUUGGGGCUCUCCGCUCAAAGCCGUUGGCGUCGUCGUUGUCCUCCUUCUCCCACUACCUCCUGCAACAGUAUUGGGUGGAGAUCCAUUCGGACUUGCCGGUGACCCAGAAGGUGUGGCAACCAUGCCCAAGGUCAAGAAUCCCCAUGUUUUUUUGGACAUAUCGAUCGACAGAUAAAGCACCGAGUGGAUCACAUUCGAGCUCUUUGCUAAUGUAGUCCCGAAGACUGCAGAGAACUUCCAAGCUCUUUGUACUGGUAAUUCUUAUUCCUUGCUAUGAGAUUGAGUGUGUGAUGUAGGAGUUGUUGUUACAACACAUGUUUGCAAUAUGCGAGCUCUCAAUCUUAGUAAAGGAUAGUCUGUGAUGUCAAUGAUGUCAAAGAGUUGGAUUAUUUUUACCAUGUUGUUCUUGUCAUGGUAGAUUAUUUGAUCAUUGGUAUUGCUUCAUUAGCUCAGGCUUCUUCUUUCAACUGACUUCUUGCUGUAGUGCACUUUACAAACUCCACGUUUCAUGCUAUUAAUGACUCCUAUUAAGCUUUUGCUAGAGUUUUAUUGAAGUUUUAUCAAACAAUUGUAGCACUAUUGGCAACUGAAAUUGAGACAUUCUCUUUGAAGAUGCAAAUCCUCUCCUUGGUGGUGAUGCAAACAGAGGAGGAGGAAGACCCUCAUGAGCUGAUUGUAAUUUUACAUUUGUUUGAAGGUUUUCCUGUAAGAGUAGUUGUAUCAACUUCUAUAAAAAUCAGUUAAUGAAAUGCGAGUUCUUACCCCUUCGG